This is a messenger RNA of Corapipo altera (White-ruffed manakin), 741 nucleotides long. Its product is annotated as H-2 class II histocompatibility antigen, I-E beta chain-like. Gene Ontology annotation, biological process: antigen processing and presentation; immune response. The record is from RefSeq and is a predicted model, not a curated record. The transcript has 2 exons. The annotation marks the transcript as partial. Gene Ontology annotation, cellular component: membrane; MHC class II protein complex. NCBI's taxonomy places the organism in Eukaryota, Metazoa, Chordata, Aves, Passeriformes, Pipridae.
GGCUGGGUUUGGGCUGUCAGCAGCUGUCCGGCGCUGGGCAUGGAGCGUGUGCGGGGAGCUGGGGCCGUGCUGGCGGUCCUGGUGCUGCUGGGAGCCCCCCCGGCUGCGGGCGAGGAGCUGUCGGGGGUGUUCCAGGAGAUGUCCACGUACGAGUGUCAUUUCAUCAACGGCACCGAGCAGGUGAGGCUCGUGGUGAGGAACAUCUACAACCGGGAGCAGUUCGCUCACUAUGACAGCGAUGUGGGGGUCUAUGUAGGGGACACCCUGUAUGGGGAGAUCCAGGCCAGGUACUGGAACAGUGACCCGGAAAGGAUGGAGCGCAGACGGGCUGAGGUGGACCUGGUCUGCCGGCGCAACUACAAGCUGUUCAGCCCGUUCAGCGUGGAGAGGAGAGGUGAGCGUGGGGCAGAGCGGGUCCCCUCGGCCCCUGCCCCGGGAAUGACCCUGGAGCCCCUCCAACCCUCCCUGGGAAUCACCUCAGACCCCUCAGCCCUCCCUGUGCCCGUCCCUUGGCCUUUUCUCACGUCCCAGUGCCUCCCAGUUCACCCCAGUCUCUCCCAGUGCCCCACCCCGCGUCUCCACCCCGCUGGGGCCACCGAGCUCACACCCCUCAGCCAAUCCCAGCGCGUCUCUCUGAUGACUCUCCAGUUGCCAGGCAGACCCAAACCAAAGAGUUCUCCCACCAGGACUCAGCCUCCCAGUCCCGAUCGCUUCCUUCCCAGUCCAGACAAGUCACUCCCA